AUGGCGCAGUCACUAGACCCGCCCGCGUACACCCACACUCGGCCUGCUGCAUUGUAUCAUAGUUGUCUCCUCUGGGGCUUCGAGGAGAGAACCCAUCUCAACAACCAGCACCACAACCUUGGCUUGGGAACGACUCAGGAUAGCAUCAUCGCCCAGGCUAGCGGCGAGUCUCCUCUCGGCCAGACUACGCGACCCAUGCACUGCUGGCGGCCGCAUCUUCCUCCCCAAAACUCGCCCAUGUCUCUCGCAGUGCAGCCCAGUCAGAGUCGAUUGGCCUGGCAUGUGGGAUCCUACCAGAGCGAACGGGCCGCCUCCGCAGCUAACUGA
Clonostachys byssicola is the source of this 327-nucleotide messenger RNA. Lineage: Eukaryota; Fungi; Ascomycota; Sordariomycetes; Hypocreales; Bionectriaceae. The record is from the annotation of a GenBank genome assembly.